AUGAUACACCGCACAAACAAAGAGAAAAGGAGACAGCCGAUAAACACUAACAGGGACCCUCGCAGACACAGCAGCAACAGCAGCAGCAGCAACAGUAGCAGCCACAGCAACAGCAGCAGCAACAGCAGCAACAACAGCACCAGCAGUAGCAACAGCAACAGCAGCAGCAAUAGCAACAGCAGCCGCAACAGCAACAGCAGCAGCAGCGACAGCAGCAGCGACAGCAGCAGCAACAGCAACACCAGCAGCAGAAGCAGCGACAACACCAGUGCCAGCAGCAGCAGCAGCAGCAACGGCAACCGCCGCAACAACAACAUGAAUAGCAGCAGCAGCAACGACAGCAACGGCAGCAACAGCAGCAGCAGCAACGACAGCAGCAGCAGAAGCAGCAGCAGGACCUGA
This is a messenger RNA of Eimeria acervulina, 402 nucleotides long. RefSeq lists its product as hypothetical. The record is from RefSeq and is a predicted model, not a curated record. The transcript has a single exon. The coding region runs from base 1 to 402 and encodes 133 amino acids. NCBI's taxonomy places the organism in Eukaryota, Apicomplexa, Conoidasida, Eucoccidiorida, Eimeriidae.